AUGAGUUCUUCCAAGGCACAGCAACAAACACACAACCCAUGUCCUCCUCAUGCGGUGUGCAUACCAUACCCAGCACAAGGCCACAUCAACCCAAUGCUGAAACUAGCAAAGCUCCUCCACCACAAGGGCUUCCACAUCACCUUCAUCAACACCGAAUUCAACCACCGCCGCCUCAUCAAAUCCCAGGGCCCCCACUCCCUCUCCGGCACCGCUUCCUUCCGCUUCGAAACCAUUCCCGACGACCUCCCUCCCUCAGAGGCCAACGCCACGCAGGACAUCCCGGCACUCUGUCACUCCAUUUUGCACAACUUUAUAGAUCCCUUCAGAAUCUUAGUCGCCAAACUCAACCACGACGCUGCUGCUUCAUCGGACGUACCUCCGGUGACAUGCAUAGUUUCAGAUGGGACAAUGAGCUUCACUCAGAAAGUGGCUGAAGAAGUGGGCAUACCUGCUGUUUUUUUCUUCCCUGCCAGUGCUACUGCCUUAAUGGGCCUUGUGGCUUAUCCCCAACUCAUACAGAAGGGUAUUGCACCACUCAAAGGUGCGUACUGA
Molecule: messenger RNA, 552 nt
Organism: Camellia sinensis
Lineage: Eukaryota; Viridiplantae; Streptophyta; Magnoliopsida; Ericales; Theaceae
Source: RefSeq, a predicted model, not a curated record